Messenger RNA from Phycomyces blakesleeanus NRRL 1555(-), 297 nucleotides. RefSeq lists its product as hypothetical. The record is from RefSeq and is a predicted model, not a curated record. NCBI's taxonomy places the organism in Eukaryota, Fungi, Mucoromycota, Mucoromycetes, Mucorales, Phycomycetaceae. Bases 1 to 297 code for a protein of 98 amino acids. The transcript is spliced from 3 exons.
AUGUCCAAAAUUACAAAAGCCCCUUGUUACCAAUGCCGUACUUGCAAGUCGACCUUUAAUAACAGUCAAACAUAUAAAAGAUGUCUCGAACGAUGCAUGACAAAUAGGGCAGAAUUACUUGCCAAUGGCGAAGUUUCCCAAACUGUCUCUCUUCCUGAUCAAAGCCAGUUUACAUCAGCAAUGGUUCCUAACUUGGCUUUUGGAGAAAACAUCAACACAAGCAGUAGUGAGGAUAUGGAUAUCAUUGACAGUACUGAAGAUGAUGAGUCCAUGAUGCCGCAGUAUCCUAGAUUCUAG